Messenger RNA from Nerophis lumbriciformis (worm pipefish), 1402 nucleotides. The record is from RefSeq and is a predicted model, not a curated record. Lineage: Eukaryota; Metazoa; Chordata; Actinopteri; Syngnathiformes; Syngnathidae.
UGAAGACUGACUAUUAGCAGUUUGUGUUAACUCUUUUCUGCACUCGUUGGUUUGGACAAUAACAACAUUACGACAAGCGGUCCCGCUGAUAAAACCAACCCAGGCUGAAAUGGAGGAAUAUAACUCUGGCGAAGAGGUGCUCUUCAAUGCUGAUGACGCCAGUAACAACAUUAAAGAGUGCAUCGAGGGUGUCAUCGGCGGUACGGACUACAGCCAAAGUAAAGUAAACCAGUGGACCGCCAGCAUUGUGGAACAGUCUUUGACUCAUCUCGUCAAACAAGGCCGGCCUUUCAAGUACAUAGUUAACUGCACCAUCAUGCAGAAGAGCGGGGCUGGUCUCCACACGGCUAACUCCUGUUACUGGGACAACACCACGGACGGAAGCUGUACAAUCCGAUGGGAGAACCGCACCAUGUAUUGCGUCGUCGGCGUCUUUGCCGUGGCUUUGCAGCCGUGACCCCAUCCUAAGAACAAGGACGGUCGUCAGCUUUGGUAGUUUGUUUCCAAUACAGGGAAAUGGAAGUAAGAAUGUUCAGGGGGCAACAACGAAGCAGCGUGUCGCUCGUUUGUGUGAUCACUCCCGACUUUCAGGAGUUACUUUGUGGUCAGCUAAGAUUUAAACACUUGUGUAGCAAUCCCUCAGCUUUAUGUAAGCACUCCAUCAUUACAUUCCUAAAUAAAAUAAGACUGAAACCACUGCAGCAUUUAGGAAGACACACCAGAGUACUUUAAAUGUCUUUAUAUGAUACUUUAAACUUACAAAAGUAUUUAUUUACUUGUCAGAAUUUGUGUAGGGGGCACCAUUACAUUUCUUUUUUUAUAUAGUAUCUACAGAAAAAUAAAGGUGAAUUUGUCCUUAUAACACACAUCUUGUUCCAUUUUGUUUAGCAAAGGUUGUGUACUACUGUUAUAUGAACACUAUAUUGCCAAAAUUAUUUGGCCACCUGCUUUGACUCCCAUAUAAACUUGAAGUGCCAUCCCAUUCCUAACCCAUAGGGUUCAAUAUGAUGUCGGUCCACCUUUUGCAGCUAUUACAGCUUCAACUCUUCUGGGAAGGCUGUCCACAAGGUUGCGGAGUGUGUUUAUAGGAAUUUUCGACCAUUCUUCCAAAAGCACAUUGGUGAGGUCACACACUGAUGUUGGUUGAGAAGGCCUGGCUCUCAGUCUCCGUUCUAAUUCAUCCCAAAGGUGUUCUAUCGGGUUCAGGUCAGGACUCUGUGCAGGCCAGUCAAGUUCAUCCACACCAGACUCUGUCAUCCAUGUCUUUAUGGACCUGUCUUUGUGCACUGGUGCACAAUCAUGUUGGAAGAGGAAGGGGCUCUAAACUGUUCCCACAAGGUUGGGAGCAUGGAAUUGUCCAAAAUGUUUUGGUAUCCUGGAGCAUUCAAAGUUCCUUUCAAAA